UCAUGUCUCCCUGCUAUUGGUCUCAGUCGCUGCAUCAUCAAUCUUUAUGCAGUCUGCCUUGUUAUUCCAGUUGAAGGAAUUUGUUAGGAGCAGAGCCUCUGGCUUAUUUUCUCUCUUGUUGGCCUUUUAUUGAACUAUUUUGUGUUCCUACGAUGUAGAAGGAAAAAAGCUAUAAUAGCUUGAGCUAGUUUUAUGUGUGUUUGUCAGAGAUAUUUGAACAAUUUAAUGCAUUACACUGGGCUGCUUUGCAAAACCAUGAAUAUCAAUGCAUUAAAAUGCACUACAUUCACAGACUUAAUCAGUGAAAUUGGGAAAUUUCAGCAGACCUGUGCACUUGAGCACGUACUCCAAUAGAAACACUAGAGGCAGUGACACCGUGUAUGGUUUGACCAGCGCAGCAGGGAAACACUAAUGUGCUAUUUGGCCUGAUAUGUAGUGCAGCAGAGGCUGGAGCCAGGGUUGUGUGUGGGUCAGGGGAUAAUGAAUCAAAAGUCGCCUGCAUGGAGAGUCUGUUAAUAUAAUCACUGUAGAAAAAUCAGAUGCCGCUGUGUAAAUUGGUUUAAUUUGAAUUAAUUUGUUUAUAUUUAGCCUCAACUUACUCCAGCAAUAUUUUCAAAAAUACUCUUUUGACUCUUAUCGGGCUGCUGCGAACUCCAUCUGCGCUAUUGUUUCCAUCCAACUCACUUUGACAACGGCAUACAACAUGCACCUCGUGUGAAACCUGCUAAACAAAACAUGCACAUUUGAGUAAGUAUUGAAACGAGUACUGAAACAGCCCAAACGGACCCGCUGUCCUCUCCCAGCAGCAUAUUUCACAGGCAACAGGUGCUCGUUAGUCAGGAACCACAACUCUCUCGGUUUUGAUAGCAGCCUCGGCUGUAUGGGUGCAGGAUAUGAGCUGAUCGCCUCUCGUCAGUAUCAGCGUGAGAUUGAGUGGCCCUGACAAGCCCAGGCUAUUUCUCUGUCAUUUUUGAUGGUCAUCUGUUCAAUUUGCUUAAGUUUCCAUGACUUCUUUCUGGAGACGGGUGGUACCCAACAGUUCCAUCUUUUCCGUCAUUUCCUCAGGCUUAUGCAGUUCGUCUAGAUAAGACUCGCUAAUAUUAGCUCUGCCCCAUAAACGGGCCUUUCCAGUCGUCUCGUCUUUUUCCUCAGUGGAAAAAUCCCCCUGGCCUGGAUCUGGCUUUGUUCACGCAGAGAUCGGGUUUAGCUGGUUGGGUUGUGAUGGUGGUGUUCUCAUGGAAUUCAGUUACCUCCCCCCCUCUCCCGCAAAGGUUACCUGAUUACCUGUGCUCGUCCCCUGUCUGUGUUUACGGUUUUUUAUUUUAUUUGUCAGAGUUGGAGGAAAACAGUUCCUACCUGGCUCACGUCAUUGCCACCCUGCUGCCCGGACCAAUUUGAGACGCUGCAUGUUCAUGAUGGCUGAAAUGUGCUACGAGGAGGAAUAACAAGUAUCGGAUAACACAGAGCGGCUUCUGUGUUUGUCCAACGACAGCACGAUGGCUUUGUUUAUGCACCAGAGGUAUUACUGUAUAUACCUCUCAGACAUAUCAAUACCCAGCAUACAUUGUAUACAAUCGGAUGCUGAGACAAUUCAUUGAUUUGAUGUUUUUAAUUCCACAUGAAAUAAAUUCUAUGAGGUUUGAAUUGCGGUAGCUUAAAAAAACAACAACAAUAUUAUCAAUGACAAAAUAGCAAUAGAUAGAAAAGAAUAAUUUAUUCCAAGUAGAGAGGACCCUUUGUCAAAACAUGCCUCCUGCUGCAUCAGCGACAGCGAACGGGCAGCAAUACGAGGCCAAAGCUUUUGGGCAGCACCCAUUACGUGUGUAGUUUUCUCUGAAAUGCUGCCAGAGCUGGAUAUUAUGCGCUGCGCUUCCAUGGCCAGCGUCAUCUAUCUGUAGCCAGCAUUUUCAGCACAGCUCUACGGGUGCAUGUCCUUGCACAUAUAAUCCCUUAUUACCUCAGUUUUUACCUUUUGACCGUGAGGAGCUGGGUGUGAGUGUGCAGUUGGCUAAUGCUAGCAGGGUUAGCUUGCCUUAGAUGGACUUUCCCCUAAAGGUAAUCCUGGUGCAGGUAAACCCAGGUGAGGCCUUCACUAUUCGACGAGAGGAUGGUCAAUUUCAGUGUAUCACAGGUCCUGCUCAGGUUCCCAUGAUGUCUCCAAAUGGUUCAGUGCCUCCAAUCUAUGUGCCUCCUGGAUACGUUUCACAGAUCAUAGAAGAGAACGGAGUGCGGCGGGUUCUGGUUUUACCUCAACAACCAGAGUUCCACCCAGGGGGCCACUCCCCUCUCCACCACCCUCCUCCUCCGCCCCAUGCCCACCUGCCUGCCUUCAUCCCACACCCUGCCAUGAUGCCCCCACCACCCCACCUGUACACGGGCAUGGCGGGCGGCGUGGGCGACAUGAGCUCCCAGUACAUCUCCCAGUACCAUCCAGCCCACAUCUACUCAGAGCAGGUCUCUACAGAUUCUCACUCCCAACACGGACGCCCGCCGUUUGUUCACAGAGACGACAGAACUAGCAAAACGUACGAGCGUCUGCAGAAGAAACUGAAGGACCGUCAGGGUGGUGGUGGUGGUGGAGGAGGAGGGGGGGGGCAGGUGAAGGACAGCCCUCCCCCUUCGCCACAGAAGACCUGCAGCAGCCCCCCGACAGUGGACAUUCACAACGGCGUCGGAGGGAAGGGGCUGGAGGCGGAGCCGGGGCAGCUCAGCCACGCCGUCGCCGGCCCCGACAAGCAGACGGGCAGGGGCAAAAAUGGAGAGCCAGGAGAGCUGGAUGAGGAAGCUCUGGCCCUGCAAGCAUUAUUGAGCACCAUCAGUACCCCAGUGGUAUCAGACAUCCAGGCCAGAGGAGCAGUAGCGAGCUGCGUCGUGCCCACCAGGCCAGAGAGUGAGAACGGAAGUGUGGAGGACGACCGGAGCCCCCCGGAGCCCCUCAGCUACGAAGUCUCCGUCUCAUUCAGCGGCAAAGAUGGGAAGUACAACAGCAUCUACUGCGGGGAAGAACUAAGUGCUACUUUAGAAGACCUUCGACCAGCAACAGAGUAUCAUGUCAGGGUCCAGGCUAUGUGUAACUGUUUACAGGGAAGCCCGUCGGAGGCUGUGAGCUUCACCACUUCAAGCUGUGAGCCGGAUCCGCCCAACGCUCCCAGGAAGGCCAGUGGGACCAAGAACACACUGGUACUCCAGUGGAAGGCUCCAUGCGACAACGGCUCCAAAAUCCAAAACUACAUUCUUGAAUGGGAUGAGGGUAAGGGCACUGGGAUGUAUGAGCAGUGCUACUACGGCCCUCAGAAGCAGUACAGAGUGACCAAGCUUUCGCCAGCUUCAAGAUACUCCUUCCGCCUUGCAGCUAAAAAUGACAUGGGAGUAAGCGAGUUCAGUGAAGUGGUGGACCUGUUCACCUCAUGCAGUGUGCCAUUGCCACCCUUCCCUCCAGAGCUGGAGAUGGCGGGGGUGACCUGGCUGUGUAUGAAGUGGCAGAGGCCCACUAGCUCUCCCAAGGAGGAUGACAUCUACUAUAUUUUGGAGAUGGAGGAGGAAGGCUCGGGAUAUGGCUUCCAGCCAAGCUACGAUGGCGACGAGCUCUCCUGCACCGUGAGGAAUCUCCACAGGAGUACCAAGUACAAGUUCAGGGUGGCAGCAUACAACUCUGAGGGGAAGAGUAACCCCAGCCAGGUGGUCGAGUUCAUCACCAACCCCGACAGACCCAGCAGUCCCUGCAGGCCCGUCAUCAGAGGAAAAGUCCUGCCCAACAGCUUCAAGAUGGCCUGGGAGCCCCCGAAAGAUAACGGUGGAGCAGAAGUCACAAAGUAUGUUGUGGAGCUGUCUGAGGGCUUAAGCGGCUUGUCAUGGGAGCUGGUGUACUCAGGGCCAGCCGUGGAGCACGUGUGUGAAGGCUUGAAGCCCGGCUGCUCUUACCAGACGCGAGUUUACUGCAUGAGCGAGGGGGGGCAGAGCCCGCUGUCGGAGACCCUGCAGGUCCAGACUCCUGCGGUGCCCCCAGGGCCCUGCCAGCCCCCUCGGCUGGUGGGCAAGCCCAAAGCCAGGGAGGUGCAACUGCGCUGGGGUCCGCCUCAUGUAGACGGAGGCAGCCCGGUGUCCUGCUACAGUGUAGAAGUGAGUGGGCCGCAGUCUGAGGAGAGCAGGGAGGUUCACCAGGGUCCAGAGCUGGACUGCUCUGUGGGAGGCUUAAUGCCCGGCAAAACCUACAGCUUCCGGCUCAAGGCAGCGAACAAGGCCGGGUUUGGACCUCGGUCGGAGCGCUGUGAGGUUACAACCGGCCCCGGGGCCCCUGAGCAGUGCAAGGCUCCUUCCACCACAUGCAAAUCCCCCAGCUGUGUUGUUGUGAGCUGGGAGGCCCCGCCUUGCAACGGAGCUCCGGUGACCGAGUUUCGUCUGGAGUGGGGAGCUGCUGAGGGCAGCAUGCAGGUGUGCUACAGUGGACCAGGGCUCAGCCACGAAAUGAAGGGGCUGCUGCCUGCAACCAACUACUUCUGCAGGAUACAGGCUGUGAAUGUGGCCGGCGUGGGGUCCUUCAGCGAGGCGGUGUUGUGCCAGACGCCCUGCUCCGUGCCCGCAGGUGUCAGCAACAUCUACGCGCUGAAGGAGUCCGCGCUGCGAAGCUACGAGACCCCGGCAGACGACGCAGAUGAAGACGAGGAAGAUGAGGACGCCGGUUCCCGGCUGCCGCCGCCGCCUCUCUACUCCCCGUCCACCUGCCUGGGAGUUAGCUGGGACCCGCCGUGCAACCACGGCUCCGAGAUCACUUCCUACCUGAUCGACCUCGGCGAGCGCCAGCCCGUUGUUGUCGGUCCUGUCACCAAACACGUCAUCCAGCAUCUGCAGCCCGACACCAGCUACAGGAUCCGAAUCCAAGCCCUGAACAGCCUGGGAGCCGGCACCUUUAGUCACACCUUCAAGCUGAAGACGAAGCCCCUGCCCCCACAGCCACCCCGCCUGGAGUGCACCGCCUUCAGCCACCAGACCCUCAGGCUCAAGUGGGGCGACGGCCCAGCCAAAGCCGCCACCUCAGACGCCCUCCAGUAUCAGCUGCAGAUGGGGGACAAGAGCGGCAGAUUUCUAUCCUUGUAUAAAGGACCAUGCCACACACACAAAGUCCAGAGGCUUAAUGAGUCUACCUCUUACACGUUCCGCAUCCAGGCCUUUAAUGAGGCGGGCGAAGGGCCCUUCUCCAAUGUUUACACAUUCACCACCCCACGCUCUCCUCCGGCCCCUGUGAAAGUCCCUAAAGUGGAGCGUCUGGACGACAACUCCUGCGAAGUCGCAUGGGAGGCCCUGCCGCCCAUGAAGGGGGACCCGAUCAUUUACACCCUGCAGUGCAUGAUGGGAAACUCUGAGUUUAAACAGGCCUACAAAGGCUCUGCCACAUCUUUCCACGUCCACAACCUGCAGCCCAGCAGCGACUACCGUUUCAGGGUGUGCGCCAUCAGGCAGUGCCAGGACGCCCCUGAGCUGAGCGGGCCCUACAGCCCCACGGUGACCCUCUCUCCCCAGCGGAACGACGUGGCGGUGGGCGGCGGCGCGGCCGCCUCGGGCUCCAGGGCCGGCACGGAGUCCAACCGGGCCAGGCGGAGCUUGACGGACGAGCAGUGCGCGUUCCUCCUCCUCAUGGUUUUCGCCGUCAUCGCCAUCCUCAUCGCUUUUGUCAUCCAGUACUUUGUCAUUAAAUAAGCAGUUUGCACCACCCAGCUGCAGGGUUAUAGCUUUAUUCUUUCCCUCUCUUUAUGUUGUUUUGUAUUCUCCGUUUUGUACUUUUUCUCUUUUUUUUUUCUUUUUUUUUU
This is a messenger RNA of Anarrhichthys ocellatus (wolf-eel), 5804 nucleotides long. RefSeq names its product fibronectin type III domain containing 3A (gene fndc3a). The coding region runs from base 2038 to 5694 and encodes 1218 amino acids. Gene Ontology annotation, molecular function: protein binding. The transcript has 25 exons. NCBI's taxonomy places the organism in Eukaryota, Metazoa, Chordata, Actinopteri, Perciformes, Anarhichadidae. The record is from RefSeq and is a predicted model, not a curated record.